UUGUUGUUUUACAGCAUUAGGGAUGGAAGCAAGGCAACAUAUAUGUUGUACAAAGAUCGAAAAUCAAAGGAAAAAGUUGUUGAAUGUUAUCCGACAAACUUAAUUAGCGGCCUUAAAGAUGGUCUCCCCAGCACUUACAUUCCUUAUUUUCAUGACGACAAAAUUUUACGAAAAAUGCAAUAUCGACAACUUGGAAACACCAAUAUGUUCGUUUCAAAAGUGUCAUUAGGUUGUGGCCCUAUUGGAGGAAAUUUUGGUAAACUAGAAUCUUUAACCUCAGAACUGAUUGCAACAGCACUACUAAAUGGGAUAAAUCUAAUUGACACUGGAUACUGGUAUGGGCAGACGAGGUCAGAACAAAUACUUGGCAAGGCGCUUAGGUAUUUCCCUCGAAAAUCUUAUUUUUUAUCGGUGGUAGUUGGUCGUUUUGAACUAGAUUUUGCUCGAGCUUUUGACUACCGAGCCGACACUAUAUUACACUCACUAACUAGAAGCCUCAAAAGACUUCGCCUACCUUAUGCCGAUAUCUGUUUUUUGCAAAUCCAUGACACCGAAUUUGAAUUGCACAAGCGCGUCUUGUUAAAUGAAACUCUACCAGCCCUUAAAAUGGCUCAACGUUCCGGUAGAAUACGUCACAUCGGUUUAGUUGGAUAUUCGCUCAGAAAACUUGCAUACGUACUGGAGAAAUCUCCAGUCAACAUAGACGUCAUUAUGACCUUUUGCAGAGGAACAUUAAAUGACAAUACUUUGGGAGAAUUUUCCAAAAUUUUUGAAUCAAAAGGUAUUGGAAUAAUCAAUGCCUCACCACUGUCGAUGGGUUUGCUUACCACCCAGGGACCUCCGUUAUGGCAUCCAGCAUUACAAGCAGUAAAAGAUACUUGCGCUACUGCCGCACGUUACUGUACGGACAAAAAAGUGGCGCUAGAAAAACUUGCACUCCAUUACGCUGUAAACUUCCCUGGCAUUUCUACCUGUUGCGUUGGUAUGGCUUCAACAGAACAGGUACUUCAAGCCGUACAAAUCUCACAGACAGACAAAUUAACGGAAACUGAGCAACGUGUCCAGGACCGCUUGUUAAGAAGGUACUUUGAUCGACUACAGAAUGCCAGUUGGGAAGGGCUCGAUGUUGACCAGUAUUGGAAGCACCUAAAAGAACUGGGCCUAACGUCACUUGGGACUACACGAACUCUUUCCGUGGAGAGCGUUAGCUCAAGGCUAACGACUUUCUCCUGUCGAUACCCAUUAUAA
Enterobius vermicularis (human pinworm) is the source of this 1248-nucleotide messenger RNA. Lineage: Eukaryota; Metazoa; Nematoda; Chromadorea; Rhabditida; Oxyuridae. The record is from the annotation of a GenBank genome assembly.